Camelina sativa (false flax) is the source of this 2039-nucleotide messenger RNA. RefSeq names its product RNA polymerase sigma factor sigE, chloroplastic/mitochondrial. Gene Ontology annotation, biological process: DNA-templated transcription initiation; regulation of DNA-templated transcription. The record is from RefSeq and is a predicted model, not a curated record. Lineage: Eukaryota; Viridiplantae; Streptophyta; Magnoliopsida; Brassicales; Brassicaceae. Gene Ontology annotation, molecular function: DNA-binding transcription factor activity.
GGACACCGUAAUUUACGUAGUUCAUUUAGACAACACAUACAUUUUCGUGUUCCUCUCCAAUUUUAAUUUCUUUCUCCUCUUUUUAUAUAAAAUUCGUGAACCAGAAUCGAGAAUCUAAAAUCGAAACGAAGAAUCUCUCGCUCGGCAAAAAAAAGUAGAAAAUACAACAUUUUUUCUCCGCGAUAUUGCAAAGAACAAGUGAGCUUUUCAGAAAAAAAAGAUUUAAAGAUUGUGAUGGGAGUUGUGUUUAUUUCAAGUUCAGCAGCAAGAUCACCACUCGGUUUAAGCACCGAUCUGUUGACAACACAUCGGUCUUCCCUUAAAAAACCAUCUAUCGUCGCGUUCAAAGCCGAUGAUUCGACCAAUUCAGCUUUGAUCAUUCCUCCUCGAGAACAAGUUUUAAUCCCCGCUGAAAAGCUUAAUGAGAAAAAGAGAGUAGUCACGAAGAGGAAACCCUGUAAAACCCCGAAAAAGCCGAGUUCUUUGGAUGAUCACAAUGCAGCUCCUUCGUGUUCUUUAGGUGUUGAUUAUUACAACGAAGCUGCUGCUAGACUUGAGAACAUAUACAAGCUUAGUCCUGCAACAGUCGAGGAUGAUGUUGUUGAUGGCGACUCCAAAGCGAAAGUUCCGCGGAGGAGAAAACGAAAACAGAGUGGUGAGGCAGAGAAGAAAGUAGUAGUGAGGAACAAUGUGAAGAAAGAUAAGCGUUUGAGUCUUGAUAAACGGAUCGCUUUGAAGAGAAACUGUGAAGAGAAACCAUUUGUUGUUUCUUCUGCUGAGAAGAAAGUAACAAAGAGGCAGCAAGAAGAGGAGAAGAUUGAGAGGCUUGUGCGGGACUAUUCAGCUUCUAAUGAUAUAUUGAGCUUGGACUGGAAAAAAAUGAAGAUACCUCCUGUUCUUUCUUCUACUGAACAUGCUUGGUUGUUUAAGUUGAUGCAGCCUAUGAAGGCUCUACUUGAAGUGAAAGAUGAAUUGCAAAAGAGCUUGGGAAGAGAGCCGAGGGAAGCUGAAAUAGCUAAAGAGAUCAAAAUGACCACUGGUGAAGUUAAAAAGAAAAUUGAAAUGGGUAGAGCUGCAAGAAACAAACUUAUUAAGCACAAUCUCCGACUUGUCUUGUUUGUUAUGAACAAAUAUUUUCAAGAUUUCACCAAUGGUCCGAAGUUUCAAGACCUUUGUCAAGCUGGUAUGAAAGGGCUUAUCACAGCAAUUGACCGCUUUGAGCCGAAAAGGAAGUUUCGUCUAUCGACUUAUGGUUUGUUUUGGAUAAGACAUGCCAUCAUACGGUCUAUGACAACCUCAAACUUUACUCGUGUUCCUUUUGGACUUGAAUCGGUUAGAGUUGAGAUCUAUAAAGCGAAGAUGGAGCUAUUGUUUGAGCUGGGGAGACUCCCUACAGAGAAAGAGGUAGUUGAGAAACUCAAGAUAACACCUGAGAGAUACCGUGAAGUAUUGAGAGCCGCAAAACCGGUUUUCUCACUAAAUUCAAAACAUGCGGUUACUCAAGAAGAGUUCAUCAACGGAAUCACAGAUGUUGAUGGUGUUGGAUCUGAUAACCGGAGACAACCUGCUCUUCUCAGGCUUGCUCUCGAUGACGUGCUCGAUUCAUUGAAGCCGAAAGAGAGUCUGGUUAUUCGACAAAGGUACGGUCUUGAUGGGAAAGGAGACAGGACUCUGGGAGAGAUAGCUGGAAAUCUCAACAUCUCUAGAGAAAUGGUGAGGAAACAUGAAGUCAAGGCUUUGAUGAAGCUCAAGCAUCAGGCCCGAGUUGAUUACCUUCGUCAAUACAUUGUCUGAAACCAAGCUGAACCACCCCCGCUCAACCAUUUGUGUAUACUUGGUAUGACUUCCCGAGCUACCUCAAAUCAAACCAUCUUAUCGCCGUUGUAUAGUUGUGUAUGUAAUAUCAGAGUUACUUAUAGCUGCGUUAAGUGAAUCACAAUCGUUGUAUUAUAUCAUUAGUAUACAUACCCAUACUGGAAAGUUAUACAUGUAAAGUUUCAAGUUUGAGACAUGGUAUGCAUUAUUUUCACAAAACUUAA